This is a messenger RNA of Cynoglossus semilaevis (tongue sole), 1505 nucleotides long. RefSeq names its product flap structure-specific endonuclease 1 (gene fen1). Gene Ontology annotation, molecular function: 5'-flap endonuclease activity; magnesium ion binding; DNA binding. Lineage: Eukaryota; Metazoa; Chordata; Actinopteri; Pleuronectiformes; Cynoglossidae. Gene Ontology annotation, cellular component: nucleus. The record is from RefSeq and is a predicted model, not a curated record. The transcript is spliced from 12 exons. Bases 150 to 1292 code for a protein of 380 amino acids.
GUCACUCUGUCGAGCUUGAAAAAUAUACUUGUAAUGCCUUCUAUUUGAUUUCGCGCGAAACAGGCGCAGUUCCUCCCGCCAGAGUCAGAGAGAGCGAGAGACAGCCGUGGACUAACUGCAGAACAACAGCUAAGAGAACUCGUACCAGAAUGGGAAUUCACGGGCUUGCCAAGCUGAUUGCUGACCAAUCUCCUGGUGCCAUUAAAGAACAGGAUAUUAAGAACUACUUUGGCAGGAAAAUAGCUAUUGAUGCCUCCAUGUGCAUCUACCAGUUCCUGAUUGCUGUGCGACAGGAUGGAAAUGUUCUGCAGAAUGAAGAUGGAGAGACAACAAGUCAUCUUAUGGGAAUGUUCUACCGAACCAUCCGUAUGCUGGAACAUGGCAUCAAACCUGUGUAUGUGUUUGAUGGCAAACCACCACAGCUUAAGUCAGCAGAGCUGGAGAAGAGAGGAGAGAGGAGGGCAGAGGCUGAAAAGCAGCUCGCUCAAGCUCAGGAAAUGGGGGAACAGGAGAACAUUGACAAAUUUAGCAAGCGUCUCGUGAAAGUCACCAGACACCACAAUGAUGAGUGCAAGAAGCUGCUGACCCUGAUGGGAGUGCCUUACAUUGAGGCUCCGUGUGAGGCAGAGGCCAGCUGUGCUGCUCUGGUCAAAGCUGGCAAGGUCUUUGCCACAGCAACAGAGGACAUGGACGGACUGACGUUUGGGACAAACAUUCUGCUCAGACACCUGACGGCCAGUGAAGCCAAGAAACUGCCUAUCCAAGAAUUCCACUUCAGUCGUGUCCUGCAGGACAUCGGUCUGACCAAAGAACAGUUCAUUGACCUCUGCAUCCUGCUGGGCUGCGACUACUGCGGAACCAUAAGGGGCAUUGGUCCAAAGAGAGCAAUCGACCUAAUCCGACAGCACGGCAGCAUCGAGGAGAUCCUGGAAAACAUUGACCUGAACAAACACCCAGUUCCAGAGGACUGGCUGUACAGAGAGGCCAGGGGUUUGUUCUUAGAGCCAGAGGUGGUGGACUGUUCCACGUUGGAGCUGAAGUGGACAGAACCAGACGAGGAGGCACUGAUACAGUUCAUGUGUAACGAAAAACAGUUCAGUGAGGACAGGAUUCGAAACGGUUGCAAGAAGAUGGUAAAGAGUCGGCAGGGCAGCACACAGGGACGACUAGACUCUUUCUUCUCCGUCACCGGAUCCCUGUCCUCAAAACGCAAGGAGCCUGAGGUCAAGGGGUCGGCAAAGAAAAAGCAGAAGACUGGACCCACACCGAGCAAGUUUAAGAAAGUUAGAUAGAUAUGGAGUGGGAAGCUGUUGAAUAAAUCUAAUAAAUAAUGAAUAACCCAAAUAUUGAGCGUCUGUGAAGGCAGGAGGAAGCUCGAGAAUUGUUUUUACUUUUACUUCAGGAGAAAUGUCACACGAUGAAACAGGGUGGCAAAAGUACAGUUUUUAAUGUGUUUAAGGUGUGUUUUGUUCUAUGAAAUAAAGUUAAGAUUUUUUUUACUAAAA